GGGUGCUUCCGAAUACCUCCCAGCAUUUCUGUCUCUUUCUGCCAAACAUGGCGCUAGACCUCACUGUCAAGGUACACCCUGUGGUGUUAUUUCAGAUCGUAGAUGCUUACGAGCGACGUAAUUCAGACUCCCAGAGAGUCAUAGGGACACUUUUAGGUACCGCUGAAAAGGGCAUCGUAGAAGUGACUAACUGCUUCUGCGUACCCCAUAAGGAAUACGAUGAUCAGGUUGAGGCUGAGCUCAGUUAUGCCAUGGAUCUCUAUGAUUUGAAUCAUAGAGUAAAUGCACAAGAGAAUAUCGUAGGUUGGUGGGCAACUGGUAAAGAGGUUACCACGCAUUCGUCUGUCAUCCAUGAAUAUUAUGCGAGGGAAUGCAAUAAUCCAGUCCAUUUGACGGUUGAUACAACUCUUCUCAAUACGACGAGAAUGGGAAUUAAGGCUUACGUUUGUGUACAACUGGGUGUUCCCAAUGGCAAGCAGGGAUGUAUGUUCACUCCGACGAAAGUUCAGGUCACGUCUUAUGAGCCUGAAAUAACCGGCCUCCAGCUCUGCCAGAAGACACAAUCACUGCCAUCAGCACCUAAAACAGGUGGUACUGUUGAGCCCAUGAUGGAUCUUGCGCAAAUAGCCGAAGCAAGCUCCAAGUUAUCUUCGAUGCUGGAUCAGGUGCUGACCUAUGUCGACGAUGUCCUAACUGGCAAACAACCCCCAGAUAACCAGGUCGGGAGGGCGCUCUUGGACAUGGUGCACUCGGUGCCUAAAAUGACGAGUGAUCAGUUCGAUGAGAUGUUCAAUAGCAACGUUAAGGAUUUGCUCAUGGUCGUUGCAUUGUCGCAGUUGAUUAAAACUCAACUUCAAUUAAAUGAAAAACUUACACUCCUCACUACCCUGUAAGCUAUUGAUCGGGAAUUUCCAACAAAUAUUUUUUGGAUAACAAGAUUCUUGUAUUAAACGGCGAAGAAUAAAUUUCGAUGACUAAUUUAA
This is a messenger RNA of Diachasmimorpha longicaudata, 983 nucleotides long. It is a transcript of the gene eIF3f1, whose product is annotated as eukaryotic translation initiation factor 3 subunit F. Bases 48 to 893 code for a protein of 281 amino acids. The record is from RefSeq and is a predicted model, not a curated record. Gene Ontology annotation, molecular function: translation initiation factor activity; metallopeptidase activity; translation initiation factor binding. Gene Ontology annotation, biological process: translational initiation. Gene Ontology annotation, cellular component: eukaryotic translation initiation factor 3 complex, eIF3m. The transcript is spliced from 3 exons. Lineage: Eukaryota; Metazoa; Arthropoda; Insecta; Hymenoptera; Braconidae.